UCUCAUGGUAUUGCUACUGGUGGUAAUACUUUGCUUAUUACUGGUGCUAUUGUCUGCUAAAGAUGCUACCAGUACCAGCAAUACAGCUAUCACUGGAGCUAUUGCUGGAGCUGGAAGUUUUGUUCCUCCUAACUUCACUGAAUGGGCUAAUGAUGUUGUAUCUAAAGUUAACCAGACCCUUCCUAAUUUCAAUCAAUGGGCUAAUGAUGUUGUAUCUAAAGUUAACCAGGCCCUUCCUGAUUUUAAUCAAUGGGCUAAUGGUGUGGCACAGAAUACUGCUCAGUUACUGCAAAACUCUUCAAACUUCACUGAAAUCAAUGAACAAAUCUUGCAAACUACAAGAGAUUCUGCACAAAAGCUAAUAAACAUUGUCAAAACCCUCUCUAAUCUAGAAGACACCAGUACCUCUAUUGCUGGAGUGGUUGAUGAUAUACUACUUAAAGCACUAGAACUAUUAGCACUUCACAAUGACUCAACUGCUUUACCUACCUCUUGUAAAGAGAUUAAGAAGAGACAACCACUCAGUCCAUCAGGUGUGUAUCUUCUGGCAAAUACCAUUACUGCUUACUGUAAUAUGGAGGAGCUGUGUGGUUCAGGAGGAGGAUGGACAAGACUAGCAUAUCUGAAUACGACUGAUCCUACAGAGAACUGUCCUUCUGGGUUUAGACUGUACCAGUCAGGAGGAGUUAGAGCUUGUGGUAGAGCAACAUCAAUCUUGUCUUUCAUUGGGAAUGACUACUUCUGUGAAUCUGGUAAUCCUGCUACUAGUGAUACAUGGCAAUCCAUACUCUAUGGAACUGAUCCAUUGUGGGAUGGUGAAGGAUGUGGUAGUCUUGAAGGUAAUUGCUGUAAUGCUACUGGUAUUCCAUGGUUCAAUAAGGUACUUGGUACUACCACUACUGACUACCUUGAGCUGAGGGUGUGUGGAGAUGAGGGAACAGCUAAUGAGGAUGCUCCUGUCAGCUUUUAUGAGUUGUAUGUCAAAUGA
This is a messenger RNA of Amphimedon queenslandica, 988 nucleotides long. RefSeq lists its product as uncharacterized. The record is from RefSeq and is a predicted model, not a curated record. Bases 5 to 988 code for a protein of 327 amino acids. Lineage: Eukaryota; Metazoa; Porifera; Demospongiae; Haplosclerida; Niphatidae. The transcript has 3 exons.